AUCAUAGCCGACGUGCAUUUCUUCACCAUCAGUAACUUACAAGUCAUUUUAUACUGAAGCCAUUGGUAUGUUUUCACAACUUUGGCUCUGUCUUUGAUGCACUGGUAUCUUGGUUAAAGCAACAAUCCGAAGAAACACCAUCACGCAUACAGAGCCACGGGAAUUUAACGGCGACUACAACAUUGCAAAACAGCCUCUGUGCUCCUACACCUGAGAUCGUUGAACAUCAUUUGUGCAACAUGGACCAUCCUGCACAGACACAAUCCUGGUUAGAGAUCGACGUGGAUUUGGGAUUUGCACUCUUCUUCCUGUUCCUCCUCUGCCUCUUCUUAGUCAUUACUGUCGUCCGCUGUGCCCAAACGGUGGUCGAUCCUUAUGGCUCCAUCUCCACAUCCACCUAUCAGGAAGAGCAAAUCACUAACUGACGGUUGCUUUGGCCCAUCCCACGUGGUGAAUACGCUACAGGUGUUGGGCCUGCGUUUUUGUGAGGACUAUACAAGCAAAUUUCUUCAUGGACAUCAAGGUGCACAAAGACAGUAGUGGUGUUCUACAUGAACAUGACUAAGUUGACUGUAUCAGAAUCAUGUACUGUAGGAAAUGUAUUGCAGCAGUGAAAGAAAUGGAAGAAAGGAGCAUCAUCCUCAAAAUGUGUUAAUAUGAAUGUUAAAUGUCCAUCCUUUAAUUUAAAAAGUGCGAGUCAUAGUGUUGAGUUCUCGAGUACCGGUAAGAUGUGUACUUCAACGAAUGAUUGUGAUUGUAAUAAAAAAAUGUGUUCAU
Molecule: messenger RNA, 777 nt
Organism: Silurus meridionalis
Lineage: Eukaryota; Metazoa; Chordata; Actinopteri; Siluriformes; Siluridae
Product: cortexin domain-containing 1-like
Exons: 1
Coding region: 240-425 (61 amino acids)
Source: RefSeq, a predicted model, not a curated record